AUGUCAGUAAUUAAAAAACCUUUAACAUUUGAUGUUGUAUCAUCUUGUAAAAUAAGCAAAGCCCGCGUAGGUAAAAUGAUUUUACCCCAUGGUCCAGUAGAUACUCCUGUUUUUAUGCCAGUUGGAACUCAAGGGACUUUAAAAGGCAUGCUUCCAGAACAGCUCGAAAAAAUGGGAUUACAAAUAAUGUUGGCUAAUACAUAUCAUUUAGGAACAAAACCAGGUCCUGAAAUUUUAAGGAAAGCUGGAGGGCUUCACAAAUUCAUGAAUUGGAAUAGACCUCUACUGACUGACUCUGGAGGGUUUCAAAUGGUAUCUCUAUUAAAAUUAGCAGAAAUUACUGAAGAUGGUGUGAAAUUUCAAUCACUAAAUAAAGAGAAAGGAGAAGUUAUGUUAACUCCAGAACAUUCCAUAGAGAUUCAAAAUGCCAUUGGGGCUGAUAUUAUAAUGCAGCUAGAUGAUGUUAUUAAAACUACUUCGCCUGACAAAAGUAGAAUAGAGGAAUCAGUAUAUAGAACAACCAGGUGGCUAGAUAGGUGUUUAAAUGCUCACCAAAAUCCAGAAACUCAGAAUAUUUUUCCAAUUGUGCAGGGAACCUUAUAUGAAGAUUUGAGAGUUAUUAGUGCUCAGGAUCUCAUUAAAAGGGAUACAAAUGGAUUUGCUAUUGGUGGUUUAAGCGGGGGUGAAAGCAAAGAUGAUUUUUGGAAAAUAGUACAUUUGUGUACCGAUCUCUUGCCGAAAAAUAAACCAAGGUACCUGAUGGGCGUUGGUUUUGCUAUUGACUUAGUUGUUUGUUCCGCCUUAGGAGUGGAUAUGUUCGAUUGUGUUUUUCCUACUAGGACAGCGAGAUUUGGUUGUGCCCUAAUAAUGACCGGUCAGCUAAAUCUAAAGAAACAAAAAUAUGCCAACGAUUUCAGCCCAAUCGACAAGGAUUGCUGGUGCAGUACCUGCAAGAAUUAUACAAGAGCAUACCUUAAUAAGAUUACCGAUCUACCAGUUGCAUGUACACUCCUUACUGAACACAAUGUUGCCUUCCAAAUGAGAUUAAUGGACAAGAUACGGAGCAGCGUUUCUGAGAAUCGAUUUCCGGAAUUCGUACAAAAAUUUAUGCUGGAUAUACAUCCCAAUAAAGAUUAUCCCAGUUGGAUUAAGGAUUCCCUUAAAGCUGUGAAUAUUGAAUUAUUGUGA
Diabrotica balteata is the source of this 1188-nucleotide messenger RNA. The record is from the annotation of a GenBank genome assembly. NCBI's taxonomy places the organism in Eukaryota, Metazoa, Arthropoda, Insecta, Coleoptera, Chrysomelidae.